GAAAUAUCUGCGCCCUCUGUCAAUAAAAUUUGGAAACUUAUCGUAAUGGUGGUGAUUCUAGUAAACUACCGACUGAUUGCAUCUAUUUUUAUUUGUAUUUUCUAAUUAAUUAGCAUUAAUCGUAAUAUUUAGUGUUGUGGCUGCGGCCAUAUGAUGCUUUCUUAUGUCGGGUAUAGCUAAAACGCCAGUUUUGGCCGAGGAGGGUGGCAUCAAUCAGAGUAGAAAACGUUCUAUCCAGACCAGCGAACAGUGCAAUAAUAAAAGAACAAAAUCCGACGAAAUGAGUGCCAAUGAGAAGAAAUCAAAUUUUUCAAUGUUGACUCCAAACUCUAAUGGAAGCAUUAAGAUGACAUCGUCAUCUAUGAACAAGCCUGGUGCAGCAACGAAGAAGUUGGUUAUAAAGAAUUUCAAAAGUAAGCCGAAUCUUCCAGAAAACUAUCAAGAGACAACAUGGAGCAAGUUGCGGGAGGCCGUGAUCGCUAUCCAGACGUCCAAGGCGAUUGCGUACUCUCUGGAGGAGCUGUACCAGGCAGUAGAGAACAUGUGUAGUCACAAGAUGGCCUCACAGCUGUAUGUGAAUUUAACGAACUUGGUGGAGGCUCACGUGAAGGCGAAUAUUGAGCAGUUCCUGUCCGAGAGCAUGGACCGGCAGGUGUUCCUUAAGCGCAUGGACGACUGCUGGCGCGCCCAUUGCCGCCAGAUGAUCAUGAUCAGAAGUAUCUUCCUGUACCUAGACCGCACCUAUGUUCUACAAAAUCCUAGUAUACAUUCUAUAUGGGAUAUGGGUUUGGACUUAUUCCGACACCACAUAGCAAUGAACACGUUAGUUCAGACGAGGACUGUGGAUGGUCUACUGACCCUGAUUGAGAGGGAACGAGGUGGUGAUGCCGUCGACAUAUCCUUGCUCAAGAGUCUCCUGCGAAUGCUCUCAGACUUGCAAAUAUACCAGGAUGCUUUCGAACACAAGUUCCUACAAGCGACGGAACGUCUGUACGCAGCAGAGGGACAGCGUUUGAUGCGGGAGCUAGCAGUACCACAGUACCUAGCACACGUCGAGAAGAGACUGCGGGAGGAGAAUGAGAGGCUACUCCACUACCUAGACCCCUCCACUAAAUGGCAAUUAAUCCACACAAUAGAGCGCCAGUUGCUGAGCGAGCACCUGACGGGCAUCCUGGGCAAAGGCCUCGAGUCCUUGAUGGACGGGCCUCGGCUCGCAGACCUCACCACUCUCUACACACUCUUCAGCAGGGUCAAGGACGGACUCACGGAACUGUGUAACCACUUCAAUGCUUAUAUCAAGAAAAAAGGUCGUACGAUAGUAAUAGAGCCAGAGCGUGACAAGACGAUGGUGGCUGAACUGCUGGACUUCAAGGAGCAGCUCGACCAUGUGGUCAACACCUGCUUCCAGCGCAACGACAAGUUCCUCUACUCUAUGAGGGAAGCCUUCGAGUACUUCAUCAACCAGAGACAGAACAAACCCGCUGAACUCAUAGCAAAAUUCGUGGAUGUGAAACUAAGAGCAGGCAACAAAGAAGCAACGGAGGAAGAAUUGGAACGGCUACUGGAUAAGAUCAUGGUACUGUUCCGGUUCAUACACGGCAAAGACGUGUUCGAGGCAUUCUAUAAGAAGGACCUCGCAAAACGGUUGUUGGUUGGAAAGUCAGCGUCAGUGGACGCUGAGAAGUCGAUGUUAAGUAAAUUGAAGCAGGAGUGCGGAGGAGGAUUCACCUGCAAGCUAGAGGGCAUGUUCAAAGAUAUGGAGCUAUCUAAAGACAUUAAUAUUACUUAUAAACAACACUUGGCGGCGACGUCGGAGGGCGGCGGGCUGGAGCUGAGCGUGUACAUCCUGACGAUGGGGUUCUGGCCGACAUACGGCGCCGUGGACGUACGCCUGCCGGCCACGCUGACGCGCCAGCAGGAACACUUCUCCAAGUUCUACCUCGCCAAGCACUCCGGCCGCAAGCUGCAGUGGCAGCCCACGCUGGGCCACUGCGUACUCAGGGCCCACUUCGCACAGGGUAACAAAGAGCUUCAGGUGUCGCUGUUCCAAGCGCUCUGCCUGCUCCUUUUCAACGACGGAGACAAUCUCUCCUUCGAGGAUAUCAAGGCUGCUACCAAUAUUGAGGAGGGCGAGCUCCGCCGCACCCUGCAGUCGCUAGCAUGCGGGAAGGCGCGAGUACUGAGCAAGGCGCCGCGCGGCAGGGAGGUACACGACUCCGACCACUUCUCCUUCAAUGCAGACUUCACCAACAAACUCUUCCGCAUCAAGAUCAACCAGAUACAAAUGAAGGAAACUAGCGAGGAACAGAAGGCUACAGAAGAACGCGUGUUCCAAGACAGACAGUACCAGAUCGACGCGGCCAUCGUGCGGGUCAUGAAGAUGCGCAAAGCACUCUCACACAAUCUCCUUAUAUCCGAACUUUAUAACCAACUUAAGUUCCCCGUCAAGCCUGCGGACCUGAAGAAACGCAUAGAAUCGCUGAUCGACCGCGACUACAUGGAGCGCGACAAGGAUAACCCGAACCAGUACAACUACGUGGCGUAAUAUCCGGCCCGCCGCGGCCACGCUGCGUCGCCGCCCGGCCCACGCUACUGCGUCACCAUCACACUGCGACACCGCCUCUAAUCUCGCUCAAUAAAUGUCUCAUCAUUCUACCAUGUUUCAACGAGUUGUACUUAUAACAUAUUAUACGCUAAACGGUGUUUCUAAAUAAGCCAUAAUCUUUUCACAUAUUUGCCUGUAAUUUUUGUAAGUUAUUACUACAAUAACCAGUGUUCUUUAUUCUUGCAACCUAAUGCAUUAUCACAUACAAUAUCAAUUUUAACUGUCGUUAAUUGAAUAAGAUAACUUAUUCGAAUAUUAGA
Messenger RNA from Spodoptera exigua (beet armyworm), 2865 nucleotides. Lineage: Eukaryota; Metazoa; Arthropoda; Insecta; Lepidoptera; Noctuidae. The record is from the annotation of a GenBank genome assembly.